This is a messenger RNA of Onthophagus taurus, 2308 nucleotides long. RefSeq names its product estrogen-related receptor (gene ERR). Gene Ontology annotation, molecular function: steroid binding; sequence-specific DNA binding; zinc ion binding. The record is from RefSeq and is a predicted model, not a curated record. Gene Ontology annotation, biological process: regulation of DNA-templated transcription. Lineage: Eukaryota; Metazoa; Arthropoda; Insecta; Coleoptera; Scarabaeidae. Gene Ontology annotation, cellular component: nucleus.
GUCAGUAGCCUUCGUUUCUCGCUCCGUGUCCCGUACAGUUACAUAAAAGGGGCUUUCGCCAGACGAAAAUUUGUUCGCGAUUUGUUAUGGUCAUGUGACACGCAUCGCGUUUUCCACGAAGUGACACUUUCGGUUCGCCGACAACGUUUCAAUUCGAAACUAUCCCCCCGCAACUUUUAUUAUUUAAUUUCACGGAUUUUCUUUUUACGUCGAUGUGCUCAUACAUGAAAAUGGACACGUGGAUGCAAGAUGUGGUGUCUAUGAUGUCCGACAAUGGGGUCGACGUGUCGAGCGGAAUGGCGCACAUCAAGAAGGAGAUGGACGGCUCGUUUGCGGAGUGCUCCCCGUCCAACAGCGACAUGUACUCGCCUACGACGACGGUGAUGCACGAUCAGGGAAUCGAGUUCACCGACAACAAGGUGCAGUAUGAGAAGCUGAAGUCUCCGGGGAGUCCAGAUAGACAGUACUGUUCUUCUACUACCCAACCACAUACCGACUCAGGGAUUGGAAUUGUUGAGGAUGGGAUGAAGGAGGAGGAUUCUCCGCGGAGACUUUGCCUGGUUUGUGGGGACGUCGCGUCCGGAUUUCAUUAUGGUGUCGCUUCCUGUGAGGCUUGUAAAGCGUUUUUUAAGCGUACUAUUCAGGGAAACAUAGAAUAUACAUGUCCAGCUUCCGGUGAAUGUGAAAUAAAUAAACGAAGAAGAAAAGCGUGUCAAGCAUGUAGAUUUACAAAAUGUUUAAGAUCAGGAAUGUUAAAAGAAGGAGUACGAUUAGAUAGGGUACGAGGCGGGCGGCAAAAGUACAGAAGAAACCCAGAAAGUCCAUAUCAAGUACAAGUAGUUUCCGCGCAACAACGUGCUACAGUUUGUCUCGAUGAUAUUAAGAUGUUAGAAGCUUUGGUUAGUUGCGAACCCGAAAUAUUAGAAUCGAACACAACGUUAGAAAAUAACAAAUACAAAACAUUAUCGAUAUUAAGCGAUCUGUAUGAUAAAGAAUUGGUCGGAAUUAUUGGCUGGGCUAAACAGAUUCCAGGAUUUACAGAUUUAUCACUUAACGAUCAAAUGCGAUUAUUGCAAUCCACUUGGGCUGAAAUUCUCACAUUGACGUUAGCGUACAGAAGUCUACCACUUACUGGACAGAGAAAAUUAAAAUUUGCUAGUGAUUUUAGUUUAGAGGAGAAACAAGCUAAAGAAUGUGGAGCUUUGGAAUUAUAUCAAACGUGUUGUCACGUUUGUGAAAGAUUAGAAGUCCUUUCGAUACAAAAAGAAGAAUACUACCUCUUAAAAGCCCUAGUAUUGGCUAAUUCCGAUGUAAAACUUGAAGAAUGUCACAAUUUAAAAAGGUUUCGAGAUGCGAUACUUUCAGCACUAGUUGAUGUUGCCAAUAUACUCAGGUGUAAUAACUCAGUAAAUCAAGUACAACAACUUUUAUUGUGUAUGCCUGCAUUAAGGCAAGCAGAUCAUGUGAUUAGAAAGUUUUGGUCGAAUGUGCAUCAGCAAGAAUCGUCGGUGCCCAUGAAUAAGCUCUUUUUGGAAAUGCUAGAGGCUUAUAGUCGGUAGCCUUAGUGAUGAAGUGGGAAAAUAUGACGUCGUUAAGUGUCGUUAUGUGGAAUGGAAGUUUUUAUUUUUUUUAGGAACCAGUGAUAGAUAUCUUAGAAUUCCUCUCAUUUACUUUAUUUGUAUAUAAGCCGAAUUAAGUAGAUACGUACGAGAAGAUGUUUUAUUAAUUAAGUUGCUUCUUCAACUUAUUUCGUUUUGUUAGUGCGUAAUCGACGUGCAUUUUUAUUUGACUAUAUUGUUGUUCUAUACCUCAUUUUCUCUUUAUAUUUAUGAUUCAGUUGAUUUAGUUUUUAUUUUCAGCCUUUAUAUAAAUUUACCCCCUAUCCUUUGCUUUUUAACCUGUUGUUUCUAAUAUUUUGAUGACGAUGGACAAAGAAAUGUGAUGGUAGCAGAAGAAACCACGUUGUUCUCUGCUUGUGUUAAUAUUUUUGCCAUUAUAUUAUUGUAUGUUGAUAUACGAAAAGAAGGAACAUGAUACGUUAUAAUAAGAUUAAUUUUAUCAGUACGUAAAAUAAGGUAUGAAUAGAAAAAAAGAAAAUUGUAAUUUUUACCGAAGCCAGUAGUUUUUUGAAGCACAAUGAUGUACUUACAACAAAUCUCAUAUAUCUCGGUUUUAAGAUAUUUUAUCAUUUGUACGAGUACGAUUUUAUUAAAGAUUAAAGAAACGAAAAGGUCUAAAAUUUUACACGUUCAUGUUGUAGAAAUAUUGUUGUUUAAAAAUAAAAUUAUAAAACAAAAUAAAACUUUCA